This is a messenger RNA of Anopheles merus, 7039 nucleotides long. Its product is annotated as melatonin receptor type 1B-like. The transcript has 4 exons. Gene Ontology annotation, biological process: G protein-coupled receptor signaling pathway. Lineage: Eukaryota; Metazoa; Arthropoda; Insecta; Diptera; Culicidae. Gene Ontology annotation, molecular function: G protein-coupled receptor activity. Gene Ontology annotation, cellular component: membrane. The coding region runs from base 745 to 2226 and encodes 493 amino acids. The record is from RefSeq and is a predicted model, not a curated record.
UCGUGUCGGACGCGUACUCGUUAGCUUCUCGAUAUCCCAGUAUCGUCUGCUCUCUUCACAGCUGUCAGCUUCCGGUGGGUCAAUUAGCUGCGUUUGGGCUAGCAACGUUCCGCCACGUUCCCACCGCACGCGGAACGACCAAUAAAGUUGUGUCAGUCGCCGUUUGCUGCCACCAGUGUUUUCAAGCCCACCAGCCUGCUUCGAUUGGUUGAGUUGAUUGAUUGAUGUGACGAUUUAGUGAGUGAAGUGAUUGCUGGUGCCUGUGAUUUGUGUGCACUACGCACAAGCAAUGGGUGCAAUGUAAAACUGUAGUGCGUCAUCGGGCGAGCUCCGUGCUUUUGCAGUGCUUUACAAAGUGUGUUUUGUAGCAGUUUAAACAUGUGCUCGCAAAGUGUGGCAAACAGGAAUGCAAACAAUCAAUGUGUGCAAACAUAAUGACCUCCGUUGUGUUGGCCGUGGACAAGGCUGUCGAUGUGAAAUGCGGGAAAGCAGCAACACACUAACACGGUUAGUGUGACCCACACCCAGCACGAACAACAGAGCCCAGCGUGCUAGACAGGCGAAAGUGCUCAAGUAGAGCGUUUGAGCUUGAACCCAAACCCUCACAUCGAUAACAAGCGGUCAACGCGGUACGGAAAGCAAACAAAACAAGCAAAAGAAAAACAGGGGAAAAACAAUCAAAAGAUAAAGAAGAAAACACGUUCGCGCCGGACAAAAAAAACCACGAUACCCACUCUUACCACCAUGGACAACCUUACGGCCGAGCUGUCAAACUUUACCGCCGCCCCCACGGCGGACGGGUUCGUGGGGCCAGUGACAGCCGGGCAGCUGGCUGGCGCCGUCAUGUCAACGCUGCUGGUGCAGCUCGUAACGGCAGCAACAAGUAGUUCCCGGACACCGACAACCUCCUUACCGCCACCCCUGCCCACUGCCGAGCAAGAGCGCGACCAUUACUACGACCCAAAGCACACGACCGGACCCACGCCACCGCCGGCAGUGGGACUGAACGAGACCGAGCCUAAUUUAUGGUUCGUAACCUCGUUAGCUCUCUCUUCCCGAUCUCAGCAGCAACAACAGCAGCAGCAACAGCAGCAGCAACAACAGCAGCAACAACAUCAUCAACAGCAUCUGCACCACACGACGACGGGAAGUGGCAGCGGAAGCGACAGCAGCACCGGGCUGGGAGAGGUUUCCCCCGUCACACUUUCCACCGAAUGGCCGCGUCUCGCUCGAUUACUGCUGCUAGCCUGCCUAUCCGUCGUCGGCAGUAUCGGCAACGUUUUCAUGAUAUCGUCCGUUAUGAUAGAAGACCAUCUGAAGAAAGCAGGCAAUGCAUUCAUAGUGAACAUAGCGCUCGCAGAUUUACUUAUCACUAGUGUAGUGAUGCCAGCGUCCACCAUCGUCCUGCUGGCUGGCAUCGACAAUUCCGACACGGAAGUAUGCAAAUUUCACUGGUUCUUAGCUGCUUGCUCGUUUUUGGUUAGCAUUUUGACCUUAGCCAUGAUGGCGGUUGAGAACUAUCUGCGCCUUUGCACGUUCCAGAACGAGCGCGGCUGGUUCAACAAAACCAACACGACGGCGAUCCUGCUGCUGAUCUGGGCGGUGGCCUGCAUCGCGUCCGGCAUGCAAUUCGUGUACGACAUCCGGUUCGACUACUGCAACUGGCGCGCCCGGCAGGCCAGCAUCCCGCAUGAGGCGGGCGUGGUCGGGCUGAUCGUGCUGCUGCCGCUGCUGCUAACCUUCAUCACGCACAUCCGCAUCAUCGUGGACGUGAAGCGCACGAUGGCGCUGCCCAACUUUAAGCCGAGCCUCGCCUACACCUGGGACCUGUCGCUGGCCCGCACCAACUUCUACAGCUUCCUCAUCUUCGUCGUCUUUUGGCUGCCGUUCUGCGUCAUCUUCGCGUACGGCACGGCCCGCCUCGUCUCGAACCGCGUCUUCUACACGACCGUCUGGAUCGGGCUGUCCAAGUCCUGCUUUCACAACGUCAUCUACUGUCUCACCAAUCGGCACUUCCGCAGCGCCUACAUCAGCCUGUUCAACUACUGCUGCUGCAAGACGACGGUGGCCGUCUCGCGGCGCCAGCGGGCGGACGGUGGCAACCGGCCGACGGCGGACGUGCGCGUCCACAUCAUACCCGGCUACAACAUGUACUCGUACACCAGCCCGCAGCGCUCCGGCAACUGCCACGGCCACUGGGGCAAGAGGGACUGUCACGAGUUAUGAUCGGAAACGUAGCUAAAUUAAUCGAACCGUACCGCUGCUUCGGUCGGGGGCUGUGCGAGUUGCGCGGGUCGAUUAAUUUAAAUGCAAGAGUGCGUGGAGGGGGGGAGACAGUCAGGUCAACGGCCCGGUUGUGGGUGGUUCGGGGGAUUCCGAUCGAUUUGUUUCGACCGGUUCCAAGGCGAGAGAAGGAACGGCUCUUAUCGGUCUUCAGUUUUAAGGGAUUACAGUCGUGGCGGUUGCCUCGGAGGGCGUGCGAAUGGCGUCAGCUGUUUGUAUGGACAUUGGCUGCGGUUGGUUUCUCAAAGAGCCCUCUCGAAUGGAGAAAUGGAGAACUAAAAACAGAUCAGUAAUUUGUGCUGGGUGGAGCUUUUAGUAAGGCGGUCCGGAUUUUCCACACACACACACACACACCCUCUGCACCAGCAGCUGGUAGGUUCUCACGUGCUUUCUCACGUAUGAAGCUAUUAUUAUCCUUACUCUAGAGCGUGUUACGCCAACCGUGUCCCUUCAUUAAGAGAUUACACACCCCUUCUUUAGUUUUGUUCGGGCAGCCUGAGACGGUCGUGAUGGUUCAUUACAUUUUAAAACGAAAUUGAUUUUGGUGUCGUUUUAGGCGAUAAUUAUUUAAGUCCGGAGCGAUUGGUUUGGGGCGAACAGCCACAAAAGAGAUCGACGUGGAUAACUCAUCACGAAGACAGCAGGAGCCUAAUAACUAUUUCCCAAUGCGUUUCUACUUUCAUUCUUAUCCUACAACACGCUUCGCUAAAGCACACCUUACUCUAACCGCGUACUAACACGGUUCACUUGUUCCUCUCUACCGUAAUGUCCACGUAAAAACGCUUGCCAACAACACAUAAAUGGGGCUAACAAAUCGAUGUUUUUUUGUGUUACACUACCUGUCCGCAUUGUGCUGUGUGUGGGGACGAAUAUGUACUCAUUAAAAAAUGAAACGACAAGCGCAAUGAAUGCUUAUGCUAACAAACCAGAGGGGUUGAAUUGUGUUGAAAAGAGGGACUCUGAAACAGUCGUACGAUACGAGGGCACAAUAAAGGAAUGCAAAUAGAAGCCAAAUAGACACACUUAUCAUAAUGCAAACUUGAUUGUUCAUGUCGUCGCCGCACGUAUGCAGCAGAGGGAUCGGCGAUAAAUGUUUCCCGACACUACCACUACCUACACUGCGUCCCCCGAAAUUUCUUUGAUUGGUCACCUUACUCAUGAGAGUCUUACACUGUUUUCCGGCUCAGGUUUUCAAUGUGAACAGCAUUAUUCAAAAUUUGCAAGAUGUUUUUGCAACAGCUGUCAUUCUUUGUGACAGCUGGGCUUUUAAAAAAGGGUUUUGCGAUUGUUGUGUACUGCCGUUCACAUUAGAAACUGGAACCCGGCAAACAAUGUAUGGUAUAAAAUAAAUAAUUUCAUUACCAUCAUAACAUUUACCAUAACAUAACAUACAUAAAUCAUAUUUUAUUUUGCCAUUCUCCGCUGACACCACACAUUUCACGCGUGUACACAUUUGAAAUUUGUUGUGAAGAAAUAUAAGAUAGAUUAAAUAAGAGUUAAACGCUUUUUUUGGGUAAAUAUAAAACUAAAAUAACUUAAAAACUUAAAAUGAAUGAUUACUUUCACUCGAUCGCUAAACGAUCAUUUACGUGUAUGAUCUUAUUUUAACUUACAGAGUGUCUGAAUUAGUUGGAAAUAUUAGUCACUCAUUUUUAAAUACUUCCUAGGUAUUAGUGGCUUUCUUUAAUGGAAAAAAAUGUUACAUUUGAUCCUAACAUAUUGCGAAAGCAUAACAUGCAGAAUAAAUUACCUGUGUGCUUUUUUGCAUAAAGUAUGCUCUCAUUCUUUAAUAUGUUUUAUAUUAGAGUUGUAUGACCAUCGGUAGAGCUGUUGAGCUGUCUGAGGUCGGCAAAGAAUCGUGGAAUUGCUAAUAUUGAAAUUGUUUCAAAUUUAUUACCUUCCAAGGGUAUUCAUAGUUUCAGAUCUCUCUUCAGAGCUUCAUGGAAAUACGUUGCAGAAGUUUGUUUUACAAACACAAGAGGUUAAAAAAACAAUGUCUAGUUUCAGUACUGUUUCAUCAUUCAGUAAAUUUUACGGUCCGUAAGUUCUUCUUUAGGUUUCAUCCUUUUUCUUGGAAAAGUUUGCCACCCCUGCGAGUUUCUAAGUAUCAAAUUGCUGGUUCAUCAGAAAUGUAUGAAGUACCUAUGCAAUUCCGUGCGUAAAUUACUUUUCUCAUUUUUCUGCUCACUUAUAAAAGACAGGAUACAUAAUUUGCCACAAAAAAAAACAACUUGCUCGGUAAUUAUUAUUUUUUAUUCAUUAAGUUCAUAGCGCCAACGUUGACUUCAAAAUGUUACAAUAUUUAUUCGUUAUGACAUACUUCAAAUAAUACUUGUGGUAAACAUUUUUAAAACACUACAACGAAACAGGACAUGGAAAACUAUUAAUAGCACAGCCAUCGCCAUUCUGCUUUUUGUUGCAUUAAGCGGCCACAAAGAAACUGGACGCAGUGUAUCAAUACAGCUACUACUCAUACUACUACUACUACUGUUACUUCUACUAUUACUACUGCUACUACUACUACUACUACUAAUAAAUGCCCGCCACCGUAGAUUUGAUGUUUAAAUGUGACUGGACGUAACCAAUUGAAGUGUAUAGGGCGGUGUGAAGUGUGUAACUCACCCCCUACUAACUGUGAGCAAAUCGCUUAAAACAUGCCCUAACAAUUUGAUGUAAUUCUAAUUGAAACGUUUAAAGGCGUACAGGUUGAACUAUAUGCUCCGUGCGAAUAAGUGAGUUAAACAUAUGGAAAGACCCAUGUAUACAAUAAAUUCUACCCCUUCUAAUAUCAACGCUGAGGUGUUCGUGUGGUACUGCAUACCGGGGUGAAACUAGAAAGAGUAAAACAGAUAACAAUAAUUUCUGGAAAAGUAAAUGUACACGAUAAACCCAAGAAAAACCAAAGACUUGCACGCACUGAAAAGCUGGAACAUAGCAAUCGACUAGUAGACCAACUAAACCGCAAAAUAUACUUAGGAGCACGUGAGUAGCUAGACGUGACAAUGAUAGGCACAAUGAUCGCGAAAUAAUUAAAAAGGCCAGCUGAGCAUAGCUAACUAUUUUAAAGGGUAUAUAUACACACAGCCACACAGAACUGUUGCAAUAUAAAGCCGUUGGUUUUUUGUACAUAUACAUACUAUAUACACUAUACAACCAUAUAAUGUAUACACCCAUAUAAAUUAUACAGAUAUAGAUGGAAGUAUAUAGAGCGCGGCCGAGUCCGAUGUAUCCUUGUUUGUAGAGCUAAAGCUAAUACAUAACCGAUGUGAUUGUUCAAAUGAAAACCUAACAGAUAUUGACGUAUUGACGUAAAUUGAUUGUGAUGCAGGGCAAACCCCACCACAACUGAAACUUAAAUAUCAAACACUAUCGGAACGGAGCGAAGAAACAGAGCACAAGAAUAACACAAAAGCACGACUGAUCCUCUUCUACUAGACAUGCCCAUGGGAGGAGGGGAAGCAAACGAUUCUAAUACAAUAUAGUGGCCCUGCAAAGAGAGUGAAAACUGGACAAAUAGAACCAGUACGCCGUACGGCAGAAUGGAAAACCAAUACGACUCCAAGGGAACAAUAGAAAUGAACUUAUGUUGAGACGACGUAGCGUACUGCGUAGAUGGGAAACUGCAACUGUGCAGUUCAAUAAUGCAAGGCGUGCGCGCACACCCACUCACACGCGUAUACACACGGUCUAAAGCGGCACGAUGGUGGACAAACAUUACUGCCUCCCUUUGGUUGCCCUUAAACCGUUCCUUCGUAGCCGUUCCGUUCCGCCGAUGACUAACAUGUAUGCAAACAGUCAAAGUCAUACGUUGUGAACCGCGGAUUCGAACAGACACCCUUUUAAUAAUUUUAUUUUUCCAACAGCCCUUCGUUUCCUUGCUCUCUUUUCGAAGACAAUAUUUCUUGUCUGUGUCCUUAUCGAUGUUCCAGAAAUGAAAAAUGCAACUUGCUCCUUGAACGAUGGUGUCCCUCUGCGAAGUUUCUUCUGUUUUCCAACAAUUAAAAAAAUCGUCCACCAUCGAUUGCCGCCGGUCGGUUAGGUCGGAGGGAGUUAACGAUACGGUGGGUGUUUUGUAACUGUGGUGUUCGGUGUACCGUGUCCGUGUCCGUGUUUUCUGCAGUUUUAAAUUGCCUUUCUCGAAUACACAUGAAUAGCUGUGAUGAUGAUGAUUAUAACACGUUUACCUAUAAAUAACCGAAAGCUACUAGAGCGGGAACCGUAUAAUACAGAGGUGAAGGAAAACCGGCCAAUAUGUGGUUUAUGUUAACCGUUAACGUCGCAAGUAGCUCGACGCACUCCAAAAAUGGCUGCCAAGCCGCCAAAAACAUGGCAUGCACGUCCGACAGGAAAAUGUUUCCUUCCCGGCCAAGGAUUGAGGUAGUUAAAGGUAGGCUCUAAGUCUGUGAAUGGAACAAAUUUUAAUUGGCUUGUUGAUGGUAGGAACGGUUCCCGAAACUGGCCCCACAAAUAUACCGAAAGAGUGUGUGUUUGCGUGUCCGUGUGUAUGUAUGUUGGGGAAGUAUGUGUGUAAAAUGUAUUUUAAAUAGAUUCACACUUCACAGCGGGAAAGAACAUUAGAGAGAGAGCAGUGUGAAUCAGCGCUGGGCUCGAGUGCCCGAACGAAUAAAACUAUCAUCAAUACAAUACCUAGCUGUACGGAGCCUGCCAUGUGCCACCGUCUCGUAUCUUGUUAAUCAAAAACAGAACAGAAAAAAACGAUGUAAUAAAAACCCGUUCCAAGCCGGACGAUUACUGA